AUGAUCAUUCAAGGGUGAUUCUGUCUUUGACAGAAAAUGAACCAGAUUCACACUAUAUCAAUGGAAACUAUGUUGAUAGCUUCAAGAAAGUAAAUGCUUACAUUGCAACUCAAGGACCCAUGGCUAACACAAUCAAAGAUUUUUGGAGGAUGGUCUGGGAACAAAACUGUACAGUUGUGGUCAUGAUCACGAAUAUCAUAGAAAAAGGAAGGCAUAAAUGUGCAAUGUACUGGCCCUCUAAACAAGCUAAGAGUGAAGCUCAUGGUCCCCUAAGAGUAACCUACUUAGACGAGGAGGCUUUUGCUCAUUACACUUUGCGUCGAUUUGAAGUAAAACCAGUUGAACACAGCACACACUAUAGUCAGGAUGCAACAGAAGACGAAGUCAAACCAAUGAUUGUGUGUCAGUACCAUUUCACUGGUUGGCCAGACCAUGGUGCUCCAGAUCAUGGCUGUGAGUACCCAGCUCUGGACUUUAUAUUCAAGUCAAGUGCUGCUAGUCAAGAAGGGGCAGGUCCCAUCAUUGUUCACUGCAGUGCGGGUGUUGGUCGAAGUGGGGCAUAUAUUGUUAUCCACAGCAUGAUGAAAAGAAUGAUAGAGAUGAGGGAUGUUAACAUCUUUGACUUUGUUGCUCAGAUACGUCAACAGAGAAAUCAUCUUGUACAAGAGGAGUGUCAAUACAUUUUUGUACAUGAUGCCUUGCUACAUUUCAUUGAAAGUGGGUUUCAGCUGUCAAUCCCCAUAGAUGAACUGAAAGAUCAUGUACAGAAGUUGAGGAAGAACUGCUCGAGUACAAGCGGACUUGAAGUGGAAUUUGAGGACUUGAGUGCAAUUCAAGUGAGAUACUACAAUUUGAAGCAAGCUAAGCGUGGGUGCAAUUUAGCAAAGAAUAGAUCAAUAGAUUAUAUUCCAGCUGACAGUUCCAGAGUUGAGUUGUAUCCUCGCCCGAGAGAGGAGGGUUCAGAUUACAUCAAUGCAACUUACCUUGCGGGUUUCUGGAAGUCCGAAGCUUACAUAGCAACUCAGUAUCCUCUGGCGGAGACUACGGACGACUUUUGGAGGAUGGUUUGGCAGGAAAACUGUCGCUCACUUAUCAUGCUGCUCAGCAAAGCAGAGAUGGAAGAGGGUUUUUACCAUAGGUAUCUACCGCCUUUAAAUGAAACAACCAGGUUCGGUGACUAUGAGGUGACCGCUGACUCCGAGGCUACACGUGGUGACAUUUUGAUCACAGAACUAAGAAUGGUCUCCAUCAAGGACCCUAGUGAGUACAGAAAUAUCCAACAUUUUCACUUUCUUCACUGGCCUGAAGAUGGCAAUCCAUGGUCUGGUCAGACUAUUCUUCAACUGAUCUGUAAAGUGGACAGCUGGGAGAGGGAAGUGCGACUUAAUGCCAAACCAUUUGAAGUGAUCGGACCAGUUGUGGUGCACUGCAACUAUGGAGUAGGACGGACAGGUGCUUACUGUCUACUGCAUACAAUGUACCAUCAGAUUGAACGCGAGAAGAGUGUCUCCAUCUAUCAAAUAGCUCGCCUAUACAAUCAUCAGAGACCUCGCUGUGUAUCAACUCUGGGGCAGUACGAGUUCUGUUAUGAUACACUGGUGGAGUAUAUUGAAGCUGACUGUUCCUUACAUCUUGUGUGACUUCAACUUUUGGGUUAAAGUCGUGUAAAGAAAAAGAAGUAAAUGGCUGAGGUGGAAAAUAAUGGAUCAUGUCGAUUUUGAUUUUGGAAAAUCGGGAUCUUUAGUAUUUUAGUUUAGUAAGGUUGCUGGAAAAAAAAACCAGAGCUACCACUAAUGAAGUAGAAAGAAACGAGGAUUGGCGAGUAUGGAGAAGAUUAUAAAGGACUGAACUGACAAAGUUAAUGAGGUUAACAAAGCGAAAGUGCGCAUCUGUUUCCAGCUUGUAACGUCGUUUCCUAAUGUAAGUGUGCCAGAUGUCAUGCCCCGAGAGCUGUUAGUUGUAGGAUUUCGUUUAAACUUCUCGACAGUGGUAACGGAUUACCAAGCCUUCAGCUAGAGUAGAUAUUUUCCAAGAAAAAGUUAAUUACAAGUGUGCUAGCCUGAAAAAGAACAUUGAAAUUUUUAUUGUUUUAAAUUGUAAAUGUGAUAAUUCAUAGAAAAUUAGCUAUGCAAUAAAUAGAAAAUGGGUAUAUACUGUGAAUUGUAUAAAAGUAGUCUCGAUCAUCGUUUAUUCAAUUUGUUUUUGUUAAUUAUAUUGUAAAGUUCUUUGCCGCUAAGUUUGAAAAUCAAAUGAAUUGCAGAUUAGGUAUAGUUUAAACAGUUUACUGUAUUAUUUCCAAGGUGAAUUUUCCACGUUCCGUUAAAUUCACGUCGGAUCUUACGCUAUUUUUUUAAAUACUUUUUUUUUAGUUUUUCUUAUCCAGUUACUGUACAGUGGAUUUUGUUGUAAAAAAGAAAAAAGAUUAUGUCAUUUGAACAUUCUGAUCGAUUACGAAACUUGAACAUAUAUUUAGAAUAGUUUAUUACCCAGAUGAUAUAGAAAUAAAUAAGCAAGCAUUUCAAAAUACAA
Pocillopora damicornis (cauliflower coral) is the source of this 2529-nucleotide messenger RNA. RefSeq names its product receptor-type tyrosine-protein phosphatase epsilon. Gene Ontology annotation, biological process: protein dephosphorylation. The record is from RefSeq and is a predicted model, not a curated record. Gene Ontology annotation, molecular function: protein tyrosine phosphatase activity. Lineage: Eukaryota; Metazoa; Cnidaria; Anthozoa; Scleractinia; Pocilloporidae.